AUGCGGAGGACGCCGUGCGCGCAGGUCCCCUCCUCAGCCUCUUCUCUGCUGACUCCGCCGGAGAGAGGGGGUGGGGACGGGGCGCCUAUUCCGCCAGCGCCCGGCCGGCUCCGGCCCCGGCGCGGGGGCACGAAGACCCCCGCGGCGCCCACAGCCACCAGUCAGCGUGGGGAGCGGCGCAACCUCCCGGCUCCUCGGUGGGCAAGGACGCUGCUAGCGCCCGCCUCAGAAAGAAAACAACCGCAGCGGAUCCGGCGGGAGGAGCGAACUGCGGACCGCGGUGCCGGCGGUGAAGCGCGAGGCGGGCGGGGCUGCUGCCGGGCCCUAGAGGCGGGCGGGCGGCGCGGGCGCUUUGAGGGCGGGCGCUGUGAGGGCGGGCGCGAGGAGGGGAAACGCAACAGAUCCAUAUCUUCCCAGCAACUUUCCGUACCUUAUUGCAGCUGGGGCUCAACGCAGACUCCUGAGAGUGCUCCUUCGAUUUUGGAAAAUAAUGGCAACUCUUACAAGACUGAAGCUUUUGGAAAGGCAAGCUGUAAAAGAAUUCUUCAGCAAGAUUCUUGGUUAGAAAAAAGGUUGUAUGCAUUACCUGAAUGACCACUUUCUGUAACGUUCAACCCUCCAUUCCCUGAGAAGGCUGUCAAAAGUUGUAAGGCUUACAUCUACCUAUCUCCACAUUAUGCUACAGAGCAAUAAGAGAGAAUAAGUGUAACUGAGUUGUUGUCCAGGAUUGACUCUGUGAGUAGAGCUAUGGAGAAUGAGAAAAAGGACAACUUCUCAUCUCUCAGCAGAUCCUUGGAUUUACCCUGUGCUUCUCCUAGACCAUAUGGUAUUCCUGGGUUUCAGAUCACACGCAAAGGCAAAGUAUACCAGGACUGGAGAGGUGUGAUUGCGCCAAAUCCUGUGAAGGAGUACAGCCAAGCCAGGCAAAAAAGCAUGAAGGGCAAGGAGUUUACAAAGCCACGGGCAUUGUGCAGAUCUACCCAGCUGCAGCAGAACAGUUGGCAAGCAGAUUUGGAUGCCAAUUCUGUAAUUGUAGAUGUUCAAGCAUUUGUCCACCAAACUGAAAAACAAAUCUUCUGUACUUCAAUUUCUAGUGACAAAUGCCUUGACCUUCAAACUUCGAAGGUGAAGAAACAUGUAACUCACCUGGAAGUCUUUGAAGCUUCUCAUGACAGUAGAAAGCAUCCUAGCAGUAGAGAAAUACUUAAAGCAGUCAUUUGCAUUCAAAGAAAUGUGAGAGGGUGGCUUGAACACAGGGCAUUCAAGAGACUUGAGAUUAAGUCUACAAGUCAUGGACGAUCCCUACUUAAAAUGAUAGCCCGCAUUAGAUGUCGAGCUGGUAUUUUGGAUCUCUCUACACCACUUUGGUAUUUUGAAUUAAAGGAGUAGAUGGACAAGAAAAAAUUUUAUGAAACAAUGUUUUCCGAGAGAGAGUUUGACAAAAAGAUGGACAGAAAAGAUCUGCCUGAAUUUUUGAGAGACUGUGGAUAUCCAAUACCUGCUAGUGGCAUACAGCAUGUCUUCCAGCUGGUCUGUCCAGCUUCCACUGCUGCUGUAUGAAGCAUCAAACAGCAUCAAGCAAUUGAAAUGGCUUUCACGUUAUUUCCUCCUCUUGGUGCAAAAGUGAAGAACCUAAUUACAGUGCUGCUACCAUGGGUGCACCCUCUCAUGGAUGGAAAAGAUGGAUCCAAGAAAUUAGCAUUUUCCCAUCAAAAGUCAAAGAAAGCUGAUUUUCAAGUGUCAGCUGCAUUAGCAGCUUCUGCAAUGAGAGAGGAAAAGAAAAAUCACCUCUCUGAUCAGGAUUUCUGGUGA
This is a messenger RNA of Gavia stellata (red-throated loon), 1812 nucleotides long. RefSeq names its product IQ motif containing M (gene IQCM). The record is from RefSeq and is a predicted model, not a curated record. NCBI's taxonomy places the organism in Eukaryota, Metazoa, Chordata, Aves, Gaviiformes, Gaviidae. Gene Ontology annotation, molecular function: protein binding.